This is a messenger RNA of Erinaceus europaeus (western European hedgehog), 1356 nucleotides long. Its product is annotated as alcohol dehydrogenase 1-like. Bases 154 to 1281 code for a protein of 375 amino acids. The record is from RefSeq and is a predicted model, not a curated record. NCBI's taxonomy places the organism in Eukaryota, Metazoa, Chordata, Mammalia, Eulipotyphla, Erinaceidae. Gene Ontology annotation, cellular component: cytosol. Gene Ontology annotation, molecular function: all-trans-retinol dehydrogenase (NAD+) activity; zinc ion binding. Gene Ontology annotation, biological process: retinoic acid metabolic process; retinol metabolic process. The transcript is spliced from 9 exons.
CUUGUGAGGCAAGAGGUGGAGCAGUCCUCUGUGGGGAGUUUCCUCUGCGGGUGGAGACAGUCACCCUGGAUGACAGAGCAGAGGAGGUCCACAGACCCAGCUCUCGGCACCCCAGCACCGUGGCAGCCCAGCACCUAGCCUCCCAGCACCCAGAUGGACACCUCUGGCAAAACCAUCUCAUGCCGUGCAGCCGUGGCCUGGGCCGUGGGGCAGCCGCUGUCCCUGGAGGAGGUGCAGGUGGAGCCGCCCAGGGCCGGGGAGGUUCGAAUCAAGAUGGCGUCCACCAGCAUCUGUGGAACAGAUGCCCGAGUGCUCAAGGGCUGGCUGCCCCUGCCUUUCCCCCUGAUUCCUGGCCACGAGGGUGCCGGCACCGUGGAGAGCGUGGGCCCGGGCGUGACCUCCGUUAGGUCAGGAGACCUGGUGCUCACCCUCAUCAUCCCCCAGUGCCGGGAGUGCCAGGCCUGCCUGCAUCCAAGAGGCAGCUUCUGUGACAAGCAGGAUGUCCUGCCAUCCUCGGGGCUCAUGUUGGAUGGCAGCAGCCGGUUCUUCUGCCGCGGACACAGCAUCUACCACUCCUUCCGGGCCAGCACCUUCACGGAGUUCACUGUGGUGCCCGAAAUCUCCGUGGCCAAGAUCCCAGCGGCGGCGCCCCUGGACAGGGUCUGCCUGCUCAGCUGCGGGGUCCCCACUGGCUACGGGGCCGCCGUGCACGCCGCCCAGGUCACACCCGGGUCCACCUGCGUGGUCAUCGGGCUGGGCGGCGUGGGCUCGGCCAUCAUCUUGGGCUGCAAGGUCUCGGGGGCGGCCAGGAUCAUCGGCGUGGACAUCAACGAGGACAAGUUCCCGGGGGCACGCAAGCUGGGCGUCACAGACGUGCUCAACCCCGGGCGGCUGUCCCGGCCGCUGCAGGAGGAGAUCCAGGAGAUGACCGGAGGGGGCGCCGACUUUGUGUUUGAGGCCGCGGGGCUGCCUGAGACCCUGCUGGCCGCCUGGGAGUCCUGCCACAAAAGCUACGGCACCUGCCUGGCCGUGGGUCUGUCGCCCGACGACUCCAAACUGGUACUAAACGCAACUCCCAUCAUCACUGGGCACACCCUGAAGGGCGUGUGCCUGGGAGGUUAUAAGACCCGGGACUGUGUCCCCCAGAUGGUGAGCGACUACUUGCAGGGCCGCCUGGACAUCGACCCUCUGGUUACCCACCAGCUGCCUUUCGCAAAGCUACAGGAGGCCAUGGAGCUGUACAGGGCCGGCAAGCCGAUCCGCUGUGUCCUGCUGUUCUGAAACACAGUCGAGGGCGUCCCCGGGCAUCCCAGGCAGGGGACAGGGUGGGGUGGGCUCGAUAAAUGAGGUUCCCGA